AGGCAUCGCCGAUUCAUUUUUUGGGGUUUUAGGGUUUUGCUUUUGUAUUUUGCUCUUGUUUUUUGCUUCUUUCUCUCAAUAAAAAAUGACUGCUCAGACCGACAAAGAGAUCGAAGAGAUCCUCGCCGCUCAUCUCGACCAGCAAAAAAUCGAUCCUGAGCAACCUACUGUUGAAGAUGACGACGAGGAAGCUGAUGAUGAAGACGACGACCAAGAUGAUGCCGAGGGGCAUCAUGAUGGAGAUGGAGCUGGUAGGUCAAAGCAAAGCAGAAGUGAGAAGAAGAGUCGCAAAGCUAUGUUGAAGCUUGGGAUGAAACCAAUUCCUGGUGUUAGUCGUGUCACUGUCAAGAAGAGCAAGAAUAUCUUAUUCGUCAUCUCAAAGCCAGAUGUGUUCAAGAGCCCAGCAUCAGAUACAUACGUAAUAUUUGGAGAGGCUAAGAUUGAGGACUUAAGCUCACAGCUACAGACUCAAGCUGCCGAGCAAUUCAAGGCUCCAGACCUAAGCAAUGUGAUAUCGAAACCCGAGACAUCAUCUAAUGUCCAGGAUGAUGAAGAAGUGGAUGAGACAGGUGUUGAGCCCAAGGACAUUGAAUUGGUUAUGACACAAGCAGGAGUGUCCAGGUCAAAGGCUGUCAAGGCUCUCAAGGCUGCUGAUGGUGACAUUGUUUCUGCUAUUAUGGAGCUUACAACCUAAUCGUAGCAUUUCCUUGGGAGUUUUUAUUUGGCUUACGAGAGUUGUGUGCCUCAGGUCAGAUAUCCCUUAUUUUACCGCUACUGUUUUGCUUUUUUCUUCUCCUGUUUUGGUAAUAUUAUCUUUUAGCUAUGUUAUUGUUACUGUUGUACUAUUAAAACCGUUUGGGAGUAUGUUUCUGCUACAAUAACGAUCUCGGUUUUAUAAUUUUGAUUCUCUCCAUGUUUG
Messenger RNA from Hibiscus syriacus, 919 nucleotides. Its product is annotated as nascent polypeptide-associated complex subunit alpha-like protein 1. Gene Ontology annotation, cellular component: cytoplasm; nascent polypeptide-associated complex. Gene Ontology annotation, biological process: protein targeting to membrane. The record is from RefSeq and is a predicted model, not a curated record. The coding region runs from base 86 to 694 and encodes 202 amino acids. Lineage: Eukaryota; Viridiplantae; Streptophyta; Magnoliopsida; Malvales; Malvaceae. The transcript is spliced from 4 exons.